AUGCGAAAAUUUCUGCCAUUGAUAUUAGUUUUUUGCUUCGCAGAUUCGUCGCCGGUGAGUGUAGGCACUUUACGAUUCGACAACCUUGACACUGACCUGGAUGAUUUGAAAUACGAGGUGGAAGAGGAAGAUUUGGACGACUACUCAAAGCUUCUUGAUGACGCUGAGGAUGAGAAAAAGAAAACAACAGGAUAUGAAAAGAACAAUAAAGUUAGCAAAAGCGUUAAAGGGAAGAAGAAAGUCACUGAUUUGAAAAAGUUUUUCAAAGGAUUAGGAGCGGAAGAUGAAGGAUACUACGACGAUGACGCUGCUUACGCCUUAGCUGAAGCGGCAGCCGCAGAAGCAGUUGGCGUUAAAGGAAAAGAAGACAGGACUUACAGAAAAGGAACCAAGACUCGAGGCUUUCACCGUGUCCAUCAUAAAGACGAGUACAAAAAAGACAAAGUGUUUUACGAAGAUGAUGAAACCAAGGGAUCUAUUAACAAAGUUGGUGCUAAAGGUCGCGGUUACAGUCUGAGCGGAGGCGCUGGUUUUAAUAAAGGACAUAUCCACCAUAAAUUAAAGAAAGGAGUGUACGGGAAACGAGGGUAUUCUGACAAGGGAACGUUUGAGAAUGAAUUUGAAGGUUAUGGUGAUUCUGAAGGCUUUGAUACUAAGUAUUCGUCCGAUAGUUGA
Messenger RNA from Cydia strobilella, 675 nucleotides. RefSeq lists its product as uncharacterized. The record is from RefSeq and is a predicted model, not a curated record. The transcript has a single exon. Lineage: Eukaryota; Metazoa; Arthropoda; Insecta; Lepidoptera; Tortricidae. The coding region runs from base 1 to 675 and encodes 224 amino acids.